CAUCCUCCUCCCCCAGGGUCCCAUCGCUCUACGCCCCCGACAGCAGCCUCCCCCGGCCCUCGGAAGCUGCUCACUUCUCCUGGCGUCAUCUCCCCUUCCCUCCCUUCCCCUCCCUCGGCGGGUUUUAACCCGUCCCUGGCUCGCCCCAUUCCGUUCUGCCUUUCCCGCUCGCUCCGCCUGGCUCCCUUUCCCUAGCCCUCCUCCUCCCGUGAUGCCCCGCGGCGGCCUGAGGUUGUUGCCAGGGCGACGCGCGUUUCCGGCGUGGCCUGAAGAUGGGGUCCCGGGGGCUGCUGGUGCUGCUGGUGCUGCUGUUCCUUCUGGCCGGGACCCCCAGGGACGACCCUCCCGUGACCAAGGCCCACGAGCCCGCGGGGGUCACGAUGAACUCCCAGGAGCUGAUGUGGAGUUCCAAGAGGCCCAGACCAGUCACGGAUGUUACUGCUUUGUGUGUGUGUGACCUAUUAGUAGAAGAAUGUGAUAUUAACUGCUGCUGUGAUCCUGACUGCAGUCCCACAGAUUUCAGUGUUUUCUCAAAAUGCUCAGUUCCAGUUGUCAACGAGAAUAAUCAGUUCUGCAUUCAGAAGGUAGCUGUAUAUUCUAUUAACUUUACAGCAUAUCCACCUCAAAGAGUAUUUAAAGUAAUUGAGCAAUCCAAUCCAUCUUUUUUCUGCAUCAACAUUCUAAACUAUAAAUUGGCAUUUUCCUUUAUUACUCCCAAAUUCCCUAAUGAAAAUAAUUUUGAUAAGUUCAUGAAAAUCUCUGCUAAUUUUGCCAGCAAUAAAGAAUCAGACAUAUUUCAUCCAUCUAUAUUAGGAACGAAAUACAAGUAUGGUGUUCCACUGCAGACUUCAGAUUCAUUUCUGAAACUUCCAAGCCCUUCAGUCUCCAUUGAAUGUGUAGAUAACAAUCCUAUAGGCUUUCUGAGGGACCAGACUGUUGAAUGUAGCAGAAUAAUAACUCUGGAACAGUGCAGUAAAAUAAAAGCCCUUAAUAUGGACCAUUAUACCCAGCCCAAAAUUUUGGCAGUACCUAAUUCACAUAAAGAGAUUAAUAUAAUUGUCCAGUCCAUAUUUAUGAGAUCUCUAAAUAAAACAUUGAGUCAACUUGCCCUCAGUGAUCUUCCUUUGGAGCCCACUUUCACCAAGGUUGGUGGUCGGGAAGUCUGCACUAAUAUUGUUCUUAAGGCAAAGUACAGUAUCAUCUACACAGCGGCUGGUGAAAUCACAGGAGCCAAUCUCCAUCUCCAUCUUGGAGUAGUCAGUAGCACAAUGCUUCCAAUCCAACAACAAUUUCAAGUUAGUUUUAUUCAGGAAAAUGCUAAGCCAUUCUUACAUCUCAGUGGAAAUCCGGGUUAUAUUGCAGGGCUACCAUUAUUGGCUGGAUUUUAUAAGGAUUUAGGUGUUAUUCAAAGUAGUAACAGAUAUAGACAAUUUACUAUCCUUCAGAACACCGCUGGGCAGGACUGCUUAGCAGCAGAAGGAAUUCGAACACCAAUACUAUUUGGUUACAAUAUGAUCUCUGGCUGCUCACUCACCUUGACGACAAAUACCAAAUGCCAACAACUUGUGGAAAAGAUGACACAUUUACUGAAGGGACAAAACUUCCCAGAGUUUGUAUUCUCUUUUGGAAAUUCUCUGGCCCAGAAUAGUGGAGAAUGGGUGCCUGUCCAGUUCACCACUGAGAUUCUAAAAAAAAAGGAUCUUUGUGUGAUUCCAGUGGCCUUGGAUAUAAAAGUGAGUUGGACAAAGUUUGGUUCCUUAGUAAACCCACAAGCCAAGAUAAUCAGUGUUACAGCCAAAAUGACUUCAUCUUCUAUUCCCCAGUCUUACUCAAGAAAUAAAGUUGUGACUCAUGUAACUACUGUGGUUAGAUUUGUUGACGUGUCUGCACCUGCAAAAGCAGGUUAUAGAGCUCAGCCAACCAUUGAUGCCCGCCUGCCCUCCAAUUUCUUCUUUCCAUUUGUUUGACGAAAUCCAACCACUUAAUUCAUCCCACUGCUUCCAUAUUAAAAUUAUUUUAAAAGCAAUAGCUAUUCAAAUUAGGCUCUCUUUCCUUUUCAUUCCACAUGCAAACGAGUGCAAAAAUAGUAAAAUAUUAUACAAAAAUGUUAGAAGUAGAAUACAAAGGCUAAAGAAAAGCAACUUCUUCAAAUAUUCCAUUAAUUGCAGUGUAGUCUUGUGUCUAAUUGCUAUGUGCCAUCUCAAGCCAAGCUCAGGAACACUCCUGGGCUGCUAUGGAAUGGAGGUGGAUUAUUAGAAUUCAUCACUAUUGUAACAAGAGCUUCUAGAGGGAGGGCUCGAGCAAGCCAGGCAGCUUCUCACAUACAUUAAUUGUGUGGUAGUUUCAGAAAAUGUCAGAUGGAGGCAUAAAUAAAUACAAUGAGAUGCAGUCUGCCUUUUGCAGCUGGUUGCUAUAGAGGGGUUUUGGGCAACGUUCAUGGAAAGGCCCAAAUUAUAGGGGUUCACUUGUAAGCAGCAGGACACACUUGCUCAUGAAUAAAACAGCCUUCCUACAAUGGCCUGGAGCCUAAGAUAAUUUUUUUAUUGCUUUUGUCUUUUAGAAUGUCCAUAGCUAAGGAAUGUAAUACUGAAAUAUGUGGAAAACAAUUUUGAAAGUGUACAUUUGGCAAAAUUAAAUUUUAUACAAACUCGUCCAGCUAGAGCAAUCAUUUUCAAGCAAGGUUAGAGUUGGGAAGAGGAGAAAACAUAGCUUAUGAAACAUUGGGGACAAAGAGAACUCUCAUCACGUUAAGGAAAAAAGAUCGCUCGAAGGCGGAACUAUGUAACAUCUGGAUAUCAUCAGACCUGAGAAUGAGUAAAAUGAAGGCUUCAGAUCAUUUCCAGAAAUUACCCUGGAGACCCCCAGGGUAUUUCACAGACGUGUGCACAAGGCCAGUCCAUCAAGCAACACAUUUCUUCUCCAUGGUGCUAAGCAAAUAUUGCCUGGUCCAGCUACUCGAGAAGUCCAUGAUCUCUUAAGAGUUUGUUAAGUCUUUCAAUUUCUUGCUCCUGUUUCAAAAACAAAGAUCGACUUUAUAUUCUGGACAUCCCUGAUGCUCCUAAGCCUAGUUACUGUUGAGGCCCUCAGUCAUCUUACUUGAGACUCCCAUUCAUUCAUCUUACCUUCUCAGUGCAGCUGAAUUCAAGAUGCUGAAUUUUAGUGGCCAGUUGAUGAUUAAUCAGUUUCAGCCUCGAGAGCUGUCGUUCAGAACGUGUCUUGACUGAAAUAAUUAUGCCUAAAAAUAAUUCAGAGGGCCAGAUGGUGACUUUGGGCAUUAACAGAAUGCAUCCUUUAUGCUUGAUUUCUGAUUUACAAAGUACUUUGCUUACAACAUCUCAUCAGCCCUGUGAGAUAGAUAGGGCAGGGGUGAGGUGCCACAUUUACAAAAUGGACGACUGAUUGUGAGAAUCCAAGACACUUGCCUGUUGUGAUCCUGGGCACAGCUAGUGGAGCCAAGACAGAAACCCAGGUGGACUGAAGCCUAGCACUGUUUUUGCAACCUCAUCACAAUUCCGCCAUCCACACAGGCUAACACACAAUGUAGUUUUUUGGGAGUUUAGUUUUCUCAAGUCUACUUACAGGAACUGAAACUCGGAGUGUCCAACUUAUAGUUUUGACACCUGUUUCAUUCAACUUGAGCUGACCGGACAAAGCUUUUUCAAGAAUAUGCUUUGUGUCUAGUGUGAAUUCAUCCCCUUCUUCUUGUAGGGUUUGAGAGGUUGCUAAAAUUAUAUCACUAGCGGAUCAGGCAAGCAAGGCCUAUGAACACAGCUUGGUGUUUGAUUAACUCAAGAAUGUAAACUACUUGGGGAAGAGGACUCUCUGUUCCCCAACUACUGCUGGGAUAUCUGGAGAGCUGUUUGGCAGAAAAUAAAUUUUUUUAUCCAAACAACUUACACUGUGUGCCACAGUAAACUCCAAAUGAACAAGCGACUUAAACAUAAAAACAUAGAUUGUAACAGAAGUUUAGAGAACAGAACAGAGGAGGUACCUCUCACAACUCUGUUUACUGGGAGAAUCCAAGACCCAGCAAGGAAUGGACAGUCAAAGUAGACAGUUUUGUUUGGGUAAAAUUUUAGAAGGUCUUGCACAAAUUCCAUCUAUCUAUGCAAUUUUGGAUAAGAAAAAGUGUUAUUCAGGGGAAGAUCUCUGUCAAAAGGCCAUAUCCAAGAUAUACAGGAUACAAAUAUACGAUUCAAUAUAUUUCACAAUAGAUGAUGGUCAAAGGAUAUGACCAAGAAGUUCUCAAAAGAAUAAAAGUAAACUAACAACAA
Messenger RNA from Monodelphis domestica (gray short-tailed opossum), 4274 nucleotides. It is a transcript of the gene TCTN1, whose product is annotated as tectonic family member 1. Gene Ontology annotation, cellular component: MKS complex. The record is from RefSeq and is a predicted model, not a curated record. Gene Ontology annotation, biological process: protein localization to ciliary transition zone; cilium assembly. Lineage: Eukaryota; Metazoa; Chordata; Mammalia; Didelphimorphia; Didelphidae.